Mesorhabditis belari is the source of this 495-nucleotide messenger RNA. The record is from the annotation of a GenBank genome assembly. NCBI's taxonomy places the organism in Eukaryota, Metazoa, Nematoda, Chromadorea, Rhabditida, Rhabditidae.
AUGGAUUGCCCAUGGAUCAACAAUUGUAUCGAUCAUCGAAAUCACGCCUUCUUUGUUCGAUUCCUCAUUGUGGCGAUUAUUGGAUGUGUACAUGCUAAGAUCAUUCUUGGAAUGUCCAUUUAUCAUGGAAUUCAUAUUAGCUCCUUUUGCGACAUCUACCAAGCGCUAAAUUGCUCGAGCAAAAUGGCUAUGAUAAAACCACGAUCUGAGAUGAUGCAGGAGGAGUUGAUGGAACAAGAAGAGAAGGAAUUCACUGUUGGACCGCUCUCCAUCCUUGCACAAUCCGUUAAGAACAAUGCACAGGUUUUGAUCAACUGCAGAAACAACAAGAAGCUACUAGGACGUGUGAAAGCUUUUGACAGCCACUUCAAUAUGGUGCUUGAAAAUGUGAAGGAGAUAUGGACAGAGCUGCCAAAAACUGGAAAAGGAAAGAAGAAGGGAAGCCAGUCGCGCGUGAUCGCUUCACCUCGAAAAUGUUUCGCCGUGGCGACUCGG